Messenger RNA from Angiostrongylus costaricensis, 279 nucleotides. The record is from the annotation of a GenBank genome assembly. Lineage: Eukaryota; Metazoa; Nematoda; Chromadorea; Rhabditida; Metastrongylidae.
AUGGGAUGCCGCUUGACAAGAACCGAAUCCACAGAAUUGUGCGAACAUUCUGCGAAAAAAGAGGACUGCAGUCCAGUAUCGAAUGGACAGUCGGUCUUAGGCCAGCGAGACACCGCGACCCAGGCAUACGAUCAUUUGAGGAACGGAUGCCCUCCGAAUAAUGUGUCACUGUCGAAGCCUAUCGGAGAGGUCGUAAGCUCGAGUCAGGCAGAUUUCUUCCGAAUGUUAGAUGCAAAAAUAGCUCACGGUGCCGAUCUCGAUUCGGAAAAUGAGACCUAG